This is a messenger RNA of Oppia nitens, 542 nucleotides long. Its product is annotated as calcium/calmodulin-dependent protein kinase type II subunit gamma-like. Gene Ontology annotation, biological process: protein phosphorylation. Bases 132 to 542 code for a protein of 136 amino acids. NCBI's taxonomy places the organism in Eukaryota, Metazoa, Arthropoda, Arachnida, Sarcoptiformes, Oppiidae. The record is from RefSeq and is a predicted model, not a curated record. Gene Ontology annotation, molecular function: calmodulin binding; calcium/calmodulin-dependent protein kinase activity. The transcript has 5 exons.
AAAUUGUUCUCAUUUUUUAAAAAGUUUAAAUAAUAGUCUCUCUUUCUCUCUUUGUAUAUAAAUUCAUCGCUACAUUUGUGUUGUGAAAAUCGAUAAUAUUGACCAACACAAUAAUAAUAAUAAUAAUCAUAAUGAGUGCCGCCGUAGACAAUGAAUUCAAACAAUUGAUUAUCGGUUUAACUGAACGCCUAAUCACUGCCAUUAACGCCGCCGACUACGACUCGUACACCAAAUUAGUUGACCGCAAUCUGACCUCAUUUGAACCCGAAGCCGUCGGCAAUAUUGUUGGCGUCGAGUUUCACAAGUUUUACUUUGAUUACUUGUUAGCCAAAGACAAAGCGCCUAAACGGACAUCAAUAUUGUCACCAGUGGUCCAUAAAUUGGAUGCAAACAGUGCUGUCAUUGCAUAUGUAAGGCUCAACCAAUCUGUCGACAAAGAUGGAAAUGUUGUGACCACACGGGGAGAGGAAACCCGUGUAUGGCAUAAAAAAGAUGGUCAAUGGCUGUUACUUCACUUUCAUCGCUCCGAUGUUCACCUAUAA